This is a messenger RNA of Lactuca sativa (garden lettuce), 450 nucleotides long. Lineage: Eukaryota; Viridiplantae; Streptophyta; Magnoliopsida; Asterales; Asteraceae. The record is from RefSeq and is a predicted model, not a curated record.
AUGGCAAAAAGAAGGCUACAAUGGUUUUUACUAGCUAAAGAGAAAGGUGAAGCUAUUUGGAGAUCCGUCAAAGAAGGUCCUCAUGUUCCAGUUAGAACAACAGUUAGAGAUGAUGUUGCUCAGCUCAUGGGUCAAGAUGAAAACCACCCAACACCUCUUACUGCAGAUGAUAUUGAGAAACUGCAUGCUGAUCAAGUCGCCUUUUCCAAAAUGGUAUGUCGUGUUCCACCAUCUCUCUUUGAGCAGAUUAAGUUGUGCAAAUCUGCCAAAGAGAUUUGGGACACUCUUCAAGAUCUGAUCGAUGGUUCCAAAAACAUAAAAGGCAAGCGUAUGACAUAUGUUGUCAACGAGUUUGACACCUUCACAACAACUUUUGGUGAAUUGGUUGCAUCAGCCUCCAACAAAUACCGAAUCGUAGUCAAUAACAUGACUGCUCAUGGGUUUUUCUGA